Ruditapes philippinarum (Manila clam) is the source of this 335-nucleotide messenger RNA. Its product is annotated as E3 ubiquitin-protein ligase TRIM33-like. The record is from RefSeq and is a predicted model, not a curated record. The annotation marks the transcript as partial. Gene Ontology annotation, biological process: positive regulation of DNA-templated transcription. The transcript has a single exon. Gene Ontology annotation, molecular function: ubiquitin-protein transferase activity; zinc ion binding. Gene Ontology annotation, cellular component: nucleoplasm; chromatin. Lineage: Eukaryota; Metazoa; Mollusca; Bivalvia; Venerida; Veneridae.
AUGGCGACUAAAGGAAGUGAAAAUGCAUCAGAUGAGUUGAUAGAAAUUAAAUGUAGUGUUUGUGCUGGGAAAAAUAUAACACGAGAAGCGGAAAAAUAUUGUGUAGAAUGUCAGGAUUAUUACUGUAUACCUUGUACAGACAUGCACAAAGCGUUUCCUGCAAUGAGGGGACACAAAUUGUUGGACAAAUCUGAAUUUCGCACGAAACGGACGCUGACAUCUUUACCGAUUUAUCCGACAGAGAGAUGUCCGAUUCACAAGGCCAAACUGUUGGACAUAUUCUGUGAGAACCAUGAUGAAGUUCUCUGUGCAACAUGCGUAGCAAUCAAUCACAG